Molecule: messenger RNA, 249 nt
Organism: Haemonchus placei
Lineage: Eukaryota; Metazoa; Nematoda; Chromadorea; Rhabditida; Trichostrongylidae
Source: the annotation of a GenBank genome assembly
AUGGCGAAAGAACAGGAAGAGAACGUAUUUGUAGAUUUGGAUCAACAAAGAAAACUUGGAGCUUCGGUAUGUGAAUGUAAGAAAGAUGGGAUGGAAUGGCGAGAUGGUAUCGACGACACGGUAGCACAGGCGUUCGACUUCGACGGUAUAAGCAAGAAGGCAAACGUCUUCAUUCUCUCUUCGAUUAUUGUCGUUAUACGCUUCAUUGCCUACGUAGCUCUUGUCAUCAGAGCUUACCGCAGUUGUUAA